Messenger RNA from Nematolebias whitei (Rio pearlfish), 4256 nucleotides. Its product is annotated as cyclic nucleotide-gated cation channel beta-3. The record is from RefSeq and is a predicted model, not a curated record. Gene Ontology annotation, cellular component: intracellular cyclic nucleotide activated cation channel complex; plasma membrane; photoreceptor outer segment. Gene Ontology annotation, molecular function: intracellularly cGMP-activated cation channel activity; intracellularly cAMP-activated cation channel activity; cGMP binding. Bases 92 to 4027 code for a protein of 1311 amino acids. The transcript is spliced from 38 exons. NCBI's taxonomy places the organism in Eukaryota, Metazoa, Chordata, Actinopteri, Cyprinodontiformes, Rivulidae. Gene Ontology annotation, biological process: retina homeostasis; monoatomic cation transmembrane transport.
AGGCAGACGCUGUGGAAAUCUGGGCCGGUCUGUGCCGCACUCUGGAUCUUUGAGUCACCGGCAUGCAGAACCACCUGUAGAUAUACGCAGGAUGUUUAACUGGGUGGUGAAAGUGGUUCCUCAACCUGCUGAAACUCCAGGGGCUGCUGAACCAGUCAAGACUGAGCCUGUAAAGAACAACGAGGUGAAGACACAGAAAAAGACAGAAGUAGUUUUGGAGAAUGGUCAGAACAACAGCGGAGUGAUCAGCUGGCUGUCCAACGGGUUCGUCAGCACCCUGCCCCAGCCUCCUGGAUCUUCUCUACUCAGCAGGACCAAUUCAGACUCCAGGCCAGGGGAGGAUGGAGAAAGGUCCGGAGUAAUCAACUGGGUCACUCAGGGUCUGACCAAAGUGCUGCCCCAGCCUGACGAGAAGUACCGAGAUAAUAACGACACCAAAAACACAGCAGAAGAGCACACAGAGGUAUACGAAGUAGCAGCGAUGCCAGAAUAUGACCCUCUUCCACACAUCCCCGUGGUGGAGGUGGUUUCAGAAGACGAGGGGUUAGAAGAGGAGAGCUUGACCUCUCAGUUUACACCCAGGAUGAAGAACUGGAUCAAGCAGAUAAUCCCUCAGCCAGUGUUGCCCCCUGGUGCCGUACCCACAGAACCGGCACCCAAAUCCUCCCGUUCUUCCAUCGACAAAAUUCUGUCUCCACCACCUGAGUCUCUCAGUGGAAUCUCUCUGGAUACUGACGGCAAAGCCUCUGGAGUGGUGGACUGGUUUGUGUCAGGACUGGGUUUGAAGAUGCCUCAACUUGUUGUUCCACCUAAAGAUGAUGCUGAGACUGCAACCGAAGUCCUGCAGAAAGCUUCAUCCAAACUCAAUCCAGACAUGGUGCUGGAGGACGUGGAGUCGGAUAAUGAGGGCCAGCAGAAAUAUGAAGACCACAUCAAAGUUUCAGCUCCGUCUAAGUCUCUGAGUACACAUCCAGUCGCAAUGCAGCAACAAGAAGAAACACAGAAAAAUAUUGAGGCGCAAACAUCAGAGAGUGUGACAAAGAUAUCUCAGGAAGAUGCUGAGACCCAGACGGGUCGCUGGACGCCUUUUAUCGAAAGCAUCAAGAAGGAGGCUGAAGAUGUGGCUUUGGCCAAUAUGGAGGAAAGGCUUCUUCAGGAGCGGAUGGAAAUGGCUCGACUGGCUGAAGACGUGGCCCGGCAGACAGCAGAGAUGGCUGUUAGACAGAUGGCCAAUGAGGGGACGUCCAUCAAACUCUCACUAGAGAGUCAGGAACUUCUGGAGGAGCCUGAAGAAGAGUUACUGGUGACAGAAGAAGAAGAAAACAAAAUGGAGGAGAGGAAUGUCAAAGAAAAGGAAGAAAGUCUAUCUCAGGACGAGGAAAAAGUCGAGACUGAGGAGCCAACUAUCAAGGAACCAGAGCCAGAGCAGGAAGAAGUGCCAAAAGAGACCUCCCCUCCUCCACCUCAAUGUCUUGAACCAGAAAAAGCUUCAGAACCUGAACCCAAGACCCAGGAAGACAGUCCAGAAGCUCAACCAGUGACCCAACAGCCCCAGAAAGCAGACGGCAGCAACACUGAGAAGACUGGUGAAAAAGAAGAAGAGGCUACUGAUGACGGCUGCGGUGAGAGCUCCAGCAUCAGCCUUCGCCCAGCUGUAAACAUAGAAGAUGUCGAUCAUGAAAAAGGGAGAGCGGGAGGCGAGGAAAAGAGUGACAUUUCUCUAAGUCUCACCCCUCAGGACCUCAAACUUACAACCCUCACUGUCCCCGUGACCCCAUCAGGCAGCCGUCAGAGUAAAGGAGAUAAAGACGUCGGGAGAAAUCGUAGGACGGUCUGGACAAAGAUCAGGCAGCUACAAUCUCAAAGUGAAGAUGAUGAUGAAGAGCUGAGCAUCCCUGUCAGAGCCUGGCCCAGUCAGUCCAGCCUGCAUGGCUCAGAUGACAUCGUCAAAGAGCGUCCGGGCUCCUCGGCCAGUCAGACCAGCGCGGUGGUCAACGAGCGUCUUCAGGAGCUGGUCAGGAUGUUCAAAGAGAGGACGGAGAAGGCCAAGGAGAAACUCAUCGACCCGGACAGCUCAGAUGAAGAGAGCGUCAUCACCUCUCCUCUUCAGCCUCCAGCUCCUCAGUCUGCUCCUCAAGCUGCUCCACUGGAUAAGGAGGAGCAGGAUAUGCAAGCAUCAGACCGAGGAGGAGGAGUAGACAGUGAGACAGAGAAGGAGGUGUCUGGAUGCUGCCCUAAGGUGAAAAGUCCUCGUUGGAUACGAGCCUGUAGGCACCUCUGCUUCCCUGCCAGUAUCGACCCCUUCACCAACUUGAUGUACGUCCUGUGGAUGUUCUUGGUGUGUCUUGCCUGGAACUGGAAUGUAUGGUUCAUCCCAGUUCGCUGGGCCUUCCCCUACCAAACCCCAGAAAAUAUCCACUACUGGCUGUUGACCGACUACCUCUGUGAUCUUAUCUACAUCUUGGAUAUCUCCGUCUUUCAGCCACGCCUGCAGUUUGUCAGCGGAGGUGACAUAGUUAGUGACAAAAUUGAAAUGAGAAAGAACUACAUGAAAACCAAACGCUUCAAGUUUGACGUGGCCAGCCUUGUUCCCUUGGAGCUCUUUUAUUUCAAAACUGGCGUCAACCCUCUGCUUCGUUUACCGAGGCUGCUGAAGAUCAACUCCUUCUUUGAGUUUAACGAGCGUCUGGAAGCCAUCUUGACCAAAGCUUACAUUUACAGGGUGAUCCGUACCACCACGUAUCUUCUCUUCUGUCUUCACUGCAAUGCUUGUCUCUACCACUGGGCCUCCACCUACAUUGGACUGGGAGCCACCCAGUGGGUCUACAAUGGGGAUGGGAACGGGUACAUUCGAUGUUUCUAUUUUGCGGUUAAAACUCUGAUUACAAUCGGAGGUCUGCCGGACCCCACCUCCCUGUUGGAGAUCAUCUUCCAGCUCAUCAACUAUUUUGUUGGCGUAUUUGCUUUCUCCAUCAUGAUUGGACAGAUGCGGGAUGUGGUCGGCGCAGCCACAGCAGCUCAAACCUACUACCGCACCUGCAUGGACAACACAAUUAAAUACAUGACAUCCUAUCGCAUCCCUAAAGAUGUCCAGAACCGAGUCAAAACCUGGUACAACUACACCUGGCAGUCACAAGGCAUGCUGGAUGAGCAGGAGCUGCUGACUCAGCUGCCGGAUAAAAUGCGUCUGGACAUCGCUGUGGACGUCAACUACUCCAUUGUGAGCAAAGUCCCUCUUUUUCAGGGUUGUGACAGACAGAUGAUUUUUGACAUGCUCAAAAGCCUACGUUCUGUUGUCUACCUGCCUGGUGAUUAUGUCUGCAAAAAGGGCGAGGUAGGUCGGGAGAUGUACAUCAUCAAAGCAGGGGAGGUGCAGGUGGUUGGAGGACCUGACGAGAGGACGGUGUUCGCCACCCUCAGAGCAGGAUCAGUUUUUGGAGAGAUAAGUUUACUUGCAGUUGGCGGAGUCAACAGGCGUACAGCCAAUGUGGUCGCUCAUGGCUUUGCCAAUCUGUUCAUCCUGGACAAAAAAGACCUGAAUGAGAUCCUUGUCCAUUACCCUGAGUCUAAGAAACUGCUGCGCAAGAAAGCCAGGAAGAUGCUUAACAAAGGGAAGAAGCCUGAAGUUAAAGAAGAGGCUAAGGAAUCCCCUCAGACGUCAGCAGCACCUCUCAGACCAGAGACUCCCAAACUGCUCAGAGCAGCACUCGAGGCGUCCGAGAAAUCAUCUAGACUUAAAGGAGUGCUGGCUAAAGUCAGAGAGAAGACCAACAAGUCCAGUAUCACAUUACAGCCGUUCACACCCCCCUCUGUACGUCCUGCAUCUCCUGCCCUCAGCUGUGACCCUGACAGAGACGUGGACACGCUGUCCUCCGUCUCUGCUGGCUCCAUGAACUUACGCUCGGCCUCUCAAUGCUGCGACCCCGAAGGACCUCUGUCCAUGCAGCUGCGCGGCGACUCGAUCGAAGACGAGGACGUCAGUGAGGAUGAGAGGGAUGAGGGAGGGAAGAGCAAAGAGAAGGUGUGAUGACGAGGUCAACGAUUAUUGAGGACUUUUAUUCCAUAAAAUAAGCAGAGAUUAAGAAAGUGUUUGUACUUUAGGACAACUGUCGUAAAAAGGUGAGGAAGCUAUUAGCAUAGUUGACUCAAAUCAGCCCGUCUUUACAGAAAUAAAUUUCUACCUGCAUCAUCCAGUUUAAGCAGAUGUUUUUGUUGUUGUUGUUUCUAAAUGUUUACAGAUUAUUUUGUAAUCUUGA